This is a messenger RNA of Phycodurus eques (leafy seadragon), 1450 nucleotides long. It is a transcript of the gene ninj1, whose product is annotated as ninjurin 1. The transcript is spliced from 3 exons. Lineage: Eukaryota; Metazoa; Chordata; Actinopteri; Syngnathiformes; Syngnathidae. Gene Ontology annotation, cellular component: membrane. The record is from RefSeq and is a predicted model, not a curated record. Gene Ontology annotation, biological process: cell adhesion; tissue regeneration. Bases 247 to 684 code for a protein of 145 amino acids.
AACAUUACUCCUCUUUUUCUUUUCUGGUGAGGAAAAAGAGAGAAAGAGGAGGGAGGCUGAAAAGGGAAACUAGUGGGUGUAGUCGGGGUGGGAUGUUGUCUUUAGCGCUUCUGUCGUCACCACAGCGUUAUAAAUCCACGGACCGUGACCGUGACCCCCACACACUCGACCACCGCCGCCGUUCCACCAUUCCUGGAUUAAGACACGUUCCCCUUUCAGUGCUGCCAGGCUGAUCGUUUGUCGGAGAUGGCCACAGAUAAUUUGGAAAUGAACGGCGACGCCGACCGGAACGGCGAGGCGGAGGUUCCACUGCAUGACAACCAGAUGAGGCCAAGGAGACCCAUGAACAUGAACCAUUAUGCCAAUAAGAAGAGCGUGGCACAGAGCAUGCUGGAUGUGGCUCUGCUCAUGGCCAAUGCCUCGCAGUUGAAGGCCGUGCUGGAGCAAGGCCCAGCCUUCUCCUUUUACACACCGCUCAUCAUUCUCAUCAGCAUCUCCCUCAUCCUGCAAAUCUUAGUGGGAAUUCUGCUCAUUUUCAUCGUGAAGUGGAACCUGAAUGAUGAACGCAUGCACUACAGGUUGAACGUCAUGGAGAAUAUGGCCACAGCCUUCGUGUUUGUCAUUGUCGUGGUCAAUGUCUUCAUCACAGCCUUCGGCGUCCAGAGGCCCAACGUCAAUAAAUGACCUCAAACAAUUGACCAUUUAUCGUCUAUCUGGCCGGUGGAUUUACCAGAAAUACAUUUGCACUCACGGACAACCUAUUUACUCUGCCUACAAACUGUCUGGCAAACGCACACACAGAAGCGUUUGUUCUGGAAUUUGACCUCGCAGGCUCGAGGAGAGCAAAUGUACGCCGAGGAUCAAAUGACUCGGUCAGGUGAACACAAUCCACCUUACAAUGACUGUGUUGGUUUUCUAACUGUGGUCAGUAUUGAGUUUUACUGCUGUGUUUUUAUUUUUAAAUAAACUUUUUUUUUUUUUUCAUUAUUAAUAUCAUGCUCAGGUCACUGUGACUAAACAACUGCCUUUUCAUACAAACACUCUGUUAGUGUUACUGUUAAGCACUGGAUGUUUUUGAAAUUAGUGAGUGAUGCCAUCAUACAUCAUCCCAAACACGCUUCUAAGAGCUUUUGCCUGACUGCAUGUCUCAACUAAACUGAAAAUUUUUUUACACUUGAUGCUUCGUUUGUGGAAAAAAUAAUCCGUUUACUCUUUUAAGCAUCAACCAAGAGAUGGAGCUACUUAUUUUAUUGUAUACUGUAUGUGCUAUGGAACCACUACUGUGUAUUUAAUCUGAGUAAUGCAUAUUUUAGUUAAAGCCUUAAAGUGUCUGUUCUUUUAUUUGGAGUUUGUGUUUUUAUAGAAUUUUCUAAGCGCUAAAAUCUUUCAGCUUUUACUAUAUGACCUAAUACAUACUGUGACGACUAUUUUAAAUUAAAGAUAUGAUCAA